This is a messenger RNA of Cryptomeria japonica (Japanese cedar), 1635 nucleotides long. RefSeq names its product protein terminal ear1 homolog. Gene Ontology annotation, molecular function: RNA binding. The transcript has 4 exons. The coding region runs from base 256 to 1635 and encodes 459 amino acids. Lineage: Eukaryota; Viridiplantae; Streptophyta; Pinopsida; Cupressales; Cupressaceae. The record is from RefSeq and is a predicted model, not a curated record.
CUUUCACCUCUCACUUCAACCCUAAUUGAACCUGUUCCUUUCAUUCCUCUUCUCGUCUGCGGCUUGAAGCUUCUGGGGCUGAAGUUGCGACAUAUUAACAAGAGUAAAGCACCGACAGAGUGGCCACUUGGAACCCUCCAUUUCUGCCAAAGCUUUCAAAAUUAGGGUUUACAUUAUUUCAUUUAUUUGCCAUCUUACAGAAGUUUUUUGGUUGAGGAUUGAAAACAAAAUAAUUGCAGGUAUCAGUGAUUCACCAUGACGGUCAAUUUGAAUCCAUGGGCAAAGGAGUUUUUUCCUCCUUCACAAUACAGUUUUGCAUACCCUCUCCUUCCACUUCCUCCAUCUCCACCCUCUUUUCUUCCCCCACCAACAGUGAAUACGCCCACACCCAUAUCUUACAAUAUUUUCUCUCCACUGCAGCUGCAAAUGAAUUAUAUGCCACCAAUAUCUCCACCGAGUUUCCCUGUGAUGGGUUGCCCCAUUCCUUUUCCUCCUGUGAAUACUCACUUUCCUUGUGAAAUAAUUAUAGACCCUCUGCUGAACAUUUCGGUUUGCCCUUCCCAGCAAGGUUUGAUGGCCUCUCCACAGCCACAGCCACAGCCGCAGCCGCAGCCUUGUGCAGGUGCUCAUUCUCGCAGCCUGCUUCUCACUUGUGUCCCACCUCAGCUUACUGAAGAAGAUCUCCGCAGGAAUUUGAGAACCUGGGGUCCCAUUAGAGCACUCCACCUGCAGAAAAAAUACGAAGGUGUUGUGAUAGUGGAUUACUUCGACCUCAGACAUGCAAACGAAGCCCUAGCUGAUAUACAGCAAGGAAGGCAGUUUAUUGGUCGCGGUUGGGGAAUGAAAGGAGGAAAAUCAAUAUGUGCUGAGUAUGCCAGACCCACAGCCCAGAACCAGGGAACGCUUGUGGUUUUCAAUCUGGAUGCCACCAUGUCUCCGCACUGUAUAAGAUCCUACUUCCAACGAUAUGGAGCUUUGAAGGAAGUAAGAGAGUCUCCCUUAAACAGGCAGGUCAAAUUUGUAGAGUUCUUCGACGUAAGAGAUGCCUGUCGAGCCCUAGAGGCCCUGGACGAGACAGUAAUUGGGUCCAAGCCUGUGAAAAUUCUCUUCAGUCAUCUGGGUAGCCGAGCUCUUAGAGGCGCCUCCACUUCAUACAAUCGCCCUCCUCGACAACAGCAUAUAUAUAACUUUAAAUGGAUUAAUGGCAAACAAGCAUGCUCAUACCAAGCUGGUGUAACUAACAUCCUCCGAGAUCAGACAAACAUGGCUACAAGUAUAGAAGGUUGGGCCGCCGAUAGCAUUCCCAAUGGUGAGACAGGAUCAUUCCCUGAAAUCACAGGGGAAAGCUUCACCCAAUUUGCUUUUGACGAGGAUGAAGCACUAUCGAACAGUGCACAGGCUAGAACAACUAUAAUGAUAAAAAACAUUCCCAAUAAAUACGAUCUGGAUAUGAUUCUAAAAGUGCUUGACAGCCACUGCAUGCAGUGCAAUGAGCAGAUCACGGGGGCUGAUGAAUCUUUCUCAGAAUAUGAUUUUGUUUAUUUGCCUAUAGAUUUCAAGUAUGUUAAUAUAUUAGAUGACUAUUUUCCAUUGACUUUUCUUUUAAAUUAUUGGGCUAUAAAAGCGGGCAACUAA